Molecule: messenger RNA, 11808 nt
Organism: Carassius carassius (crucian carp)
Lineage: Eukaryota; Metazoa; Chordata; Actinopteri; Cypriniformes; Cyprinidae
Product: voltage-dependent P/Q-type calcium channel subunit alpha-1A-like
Exons: 51
Coding region: 287-7744 (2485 amino acids)
Biological process (GO): chemical synaptic transmission; calcium ion import across plasma membrane
Cellular component (GO): voltage-gated calcium channel complex; membrane; neuronal cell body
Molecular function (GO): high voltage-gated calcium channel activity
Source: RefSeq, a predicted model, not a curated record
GCGGGUCUCGAGAGCCUUGGUUGUCAUAUCUGACGAGAAUCAAAAGAUUGCACUGAGAAAACAUACAGAAUUAUCUGUUUCGCUCAACAAAAAUACUUGGGACAGAAUGUUCCGAGCUUGAAGAUGGAUAUGACCUGCUGCUCUGAGAAAACGGACCUCGGACCAUUCAGUUUGUGGAGUUUUAUUGGUAGUUUUCUCAGUUAUAAACUACAGGUGAUCUGGACGCGUUCAGAUUCCAGGAUCUUCUCAGAAAAAACACAAACAUCUCUGAGUCACGCUGUCUCCCAUGUAUGCAGACAGCUCAGUCAUAAUGGAGAGAGCGCCGCCCUUGCGGAAAGGAGGGAGAGUGCAACCUCAGGGCCACAGACUGCGCUCUCAUCCUCCCACCAGCGGAAGCAGUGUUUGUGCCAACCCCACCUACUUUCAUACUGUGUAUGACAUGAAUGAUGAAGCAUGCCCAGUUGACUAUAGCAAAACCAAUGGAGGGGAAACCGUAGUGAUGGAUGGGACGCUUUACUCUUUGAUGCCCAGGGACUCUCUGGUUCCUCCUAUCAGACGGAGAGGAGGCCUAGUUGACCACCGUGAUGUCAUCAAAGCGCACCAAUCCCAUAAACUGCAGAGCACUCCACAGGCACAACGAAAACAAUGGGAAAUGGCUCGGUUCGGAGACGAAGUGCCGGCCAGGUAUGGCGGCGGGGGCUCCGGUCAGGGGGGACCCGGCCGCGGCGGCAGCAGGCAGGGCGGCCCGCCAGGGGCCCAAAGGAUGUACAAGCAAUCGAUGGCCCAGAGAGCCCGGACCAUGGCCAUAUACAACCCGAUCCCGGUCCGACAGAACUGCCUGACGGUCAACCGCUCUCUGUUUCUCUUCAGUGAAGACAACAUCGUGAGAAAAUACGCCAAAAAGAUCACUGAAUGGCCUCCGUUUGAGUGGAUGAUUUUGACCACCAUCAUUGCCAACUGCAUCGUACUGGCUCUUGAACAACACUUACCAGAUGGAGACAAAACUCCACUGUCAGAACGACUGGAAGAAACAGAGCCCUAUUUCAUUGCAAUUUUCUGUUUUGAGUCGGGCAUUAAGAUUCUUGCACUGGGAUUUGCCUUCCACAAGGGCUCCUACCUGAGAAACGGAUGGAAUGUGAUGGACUUUGUAGUGGUGCUCACUGGUAUCCUGUCCUCUGUGGGGUCAGAAUUAGACCUGCGGACAUUGCGAGCAGUCAGAGUGUUGCGACCGCUAAAAUUGGUGUCAGGAAUUCCAAGCCUGCAGGUGGUGCUAAAGUCUAUUAUGAAGGCUAUGAUUCCACUGCUGCAAAUUGGCGUGCUCUUAUUUGUCGCCAUCCUCAUGUUUGCCAUCAUUGGCCUGGAGUUCUACAUGGGUAAAUUCCACCUCACCUGUUUCGACAAUGUCACAGGCGAGAUGUUUGAUGAACAGCCCUGUGGUGAAGAAUAUCCCGCUCGAGUGUGUGAGAAAGGGUCGGUGUGUGCUGGAUACUGGCUUGGGCCAAACUAUGGCAUCACACAGUUUGACAACGUCCUUUUUGCCGUGCUCACUGUUUUCCAGUGCAUCACCAUGGAGGGUUGGACUGACAUGCUUUAUUAUAGCAAUGAUGCCUUAGGGAGUGCCUGGAACUGGAUGUACUAUGUUCCCCUUAUCAUCAUCGGAUCCUUCUUCAUGCUAAAUCUGGUGUUGGGUGUCCUCUCAGGUGAGUUUGCCAAAGAAAGAGAGCGUGUGGAGAACAGGAGCGAGUUCCUCAAGCUCAAACGUCAGCAGCAGAUUGAGAGAGAGCUCAACGGAUAUCUGGAGUGGAUCUGCAAAGCAGAGGAAGUCAUACUCGCUGAGGAUGAUGAUGGCACCGGUAACAGAACUCGUCGUAGGCCCACCAUAAAGAAAAACAAAUCUGACCUGUUAAAUCCAGAAGAGGGGGAGGACCACAUGGGAGACGCAGUUGGCUCACCUUUUGCUCGUGGGAGCAUAAAGAGCGGAAUGGGCGAUGGGACUGGAUUUAGCAAGAAAGAGCGACGUCUGCGCUUCUUCAUUCGAAAGAUUGUAAAGACUCAGGCAUUCUACUGGACUGUCCUCAGCCUGGUGGGACUCAACACACUGUGUGUGGCUGUAGUUCACUAUGAUCAGCCCGAGCUACUCUCGGACUUCCUCUAUUAUGCUGAGUUUAUUUUCCUAGGCCUCUUUAUGUCAGAGAUGCUGAUUAAGAUGUACGGACUGGGGACGCGCCCUUAUUUCCACUCCUCAUUCAACUGUUUCGACUGUGCAGUCAUCGUUGGCAGCAUAUUUGAGGUGCUCUGGGCCAUGGUGAAGCCAGGGGCGUCCUUUGGAAUCAGUGUGUUGCGAGCUCUUCGGCUACUUAGGAUCUUCAAAGUCACCAAAUACUGGGCAUCUUUGCGUAAUCUAGUAGUGUCUCUUCUAAACUCCAUGAAGUCCAUCAUCAGUUUACUUUUCCUUCUCUUCCUCUUCAUCGUGGUCUUUGCUCUUCUCGGGAUGCAGCUGUUCGGUGGACAGUUUAACUUUGAGCUAGGCACUCCUCCAACAAACUUCGAUACUUUCCCUGGUGCCAUAAUGACAGUGUUUCAGAUUCUAACCGGAGAGGACUGGAACGUAGUGAUGUAUGACGGCAUUAAAUCUCAGGGAGGGGUGGACAAAGGAAUGGUCUUCUCCAUAUUCUUCAUUGUCCUUACACUCUUUGGCAACUACACUCUACUGAAUGUAUUCUUGGCUAUCGCUGUGGACAACCUGGCCAAUGCUCAGGAACUAACUAAGGAUGAACAGGAGGAAGAGGAGGCCACAACACAAAAGAUUGCUCUACAGAAAGCAAAAGAAGUGGCAGAAGUGAGCCCACUGUCUGCUGCCAACCUAUCUAUUGCUGCAGUUACAGUAAAAUCUGAACAUAUCGAUGCCACAGACAGUUUACUGGACUGUAAAGAGCAGCAGAAGAACUCGAAGGUUUCUAAGUCAGUGUGGGAGCAGCGCACAAGUGAGAUCCGCAGACAGAACCUGAUGACCAGCAGAGAGGCGCUUUACAAUGAACUUGAUGCAGAAGAUCACUGGAAGAUGAACUACCACAACCGUCCUGACAUGAAGACCCACUUGGACCGGCCACUAGUAGUUAAUCCUCAGGAGAACCGCAACAACAACACCAACAAGCCCCGACCAGGUGAACCAAACCCCCAGGAGCUAAACCAGCAGCGGGGCGAAGAGUACCUGCAGCACCAGUCCCUAUACCACCACCAUCACAGUCAUCAUCAUCACCACCACCACUCCAGCCGCCAGUCCCUACACCACCCAGAGGUGGGGGAGGCAGGCUGCGAUUGUGCUCAAAGAGGAGGCGAGGAUGUGGGGGGCGCAGGGGAGCACAGACGACCCCGACACCACCAGCACAGAAGAAAGGAUGAGGAUGGAGGGAGUAGACACAGAGAGCACCACAGCAGAGGGGAGACUGGAGGAGAAGGGGAGGAAGGCCAAGAGAAGAGGCAGAGGAGGCAUCGCCAUGGAAACCAUGGGGAUGGAGAUGGAAGGAGGGAUAGAGAACGGAGUCGACAGCAUCGAGCUAGAAAAGAGGGUAGUUUAUCAACAGCUCGUCCAAUUCAGCCAGGUCUUCCUCAUGCAGAGAGCCAGUACAGCGAGGAUCUGGACAAUCUGCGAAAUAGCAGCAAGAUGGCCAGCCACGACGCUGACCCUGACUUUUAUGACCCCUACUAUGACCCAGAGCAGGCCAAUAACCUGCUGAACCUGCGUGGACCAGAUUUCCAUGACAGCAGUCUCAUUCUGACGGACUGCACCAAAACCCCCCGCAGACUUGAACAUACUGCCAUAGAUAUGCCCCCGAUUUACCCCUCAUUCAACGCCAAACUGCAAGUGAACAAGAAUGCCAACACAGAGCCAGCUAAAGAAGGAGAGAAGAAAGAGGAGGAGGAAGACAAUGGUGGUGAUGAAGAUGGCCCCAAACCCAUUCCUCCGUUCAGUUCCUGUUUCAUCCUAUCCACAACCAACCCGUUUCGAAGAUGUUGUCAUUACAUCCUGACGCUACGUUAUUUCGAGAUGUGUAUUCUGUCAGUCAUCGCUAUGAGCAGCAUUGCUUUAGCUGCUGAAGAUCCUGUGUGGCCGGAAUCACCUCGAAACAACGUAUUGCGUUACUUUGACUAUGUCUUCACUGGUGUGUUCACCUUUGAGAUGCUCAUCAAGAUGGUGGUGUUAGGCUUGGUUUUGCAUGAAGGCUCAUAUUUCCGUGACUUGUGGAACUUUCUGGACUUUGUAGUGGUUAGUGGUGCCCUGGUAGCCUUUGCCUUCACAGGGAGCAGUAAGGGAAAAGACAUCAGUGUCAUCAAGUCUCUGAGGGUCCUAAGGGUGCUACGUCCACUCAAGACCAUCAAACGUCUUCCCAAACUAAAAGCGGUGUUUGACUGUGUAGUGAACUCUCUGAAGAACGUGUUGAACAUCCUCAUUGUCUACAUGCUGUUCAUGUUCAUCUUCGCUGUGGUGGCCGUGCAGCUUUUUAAGGGACGAUUCUUCUACUGCACCGACGAAUCCAAAGAGUUUGCCCGUGACUGCAGGGGUGAAUAUUUGGUGUACGAGCGCGAUAACGAGGUGAAAUCGCAGAAGCGGGAGUGGAAGAAGUACGAUUUCCACUACGACAACGUGCUUUGGGCCCUGCUUACUCUCUUUACUGUGUCCACUGGAGAGGGAUGGCCACAGGUGUUGAAGCACUCGGUGGACUCCACUAAUGAGGACCAGGGCCCGAGCCCGGGGUACAGGAUGGAAAUGUCCAUAUUUUACGUGGUGUACUUCGUUGUCUUCCCCUUCUUCUUCGUAAACAUCUUUGUAGCUCUCAUCAUCAUCACUUUCCAGGAGCAAGGAGACAAGAUGAUGGAGGACUACAGCCUCGAAAAGAAUGAGAGAGCCUGUAUUGAUUUUGCUAUAAAUGCCAAACCUCUAACACGCCACAUGCCUCAGAACAAGCAAAGCUUUCAGUACCGAAUGUGGCAAUUUGUAGUGUCACCUCCGUUUGAGUACAGUAUCAUGGCUCUCAUUGCGCUCAACACCAUCGUCCUUAUGAUGAAGUAUCAUGGGGCACCUUUGAUGUAUGAUGUAGUCCUGAAGAACCUGAAUAUAGUGUUCACCACACUCUUCUUCAUGGAGUGCGUUCUGAAAAUUAUUGCCUUUGGUCCCCGAAAUUAUGUCAGAGAUGCUUGGAAUAUUUUUGAUUUUGUGUCUGUUAUCGGCAGCAUCACUGAUAUUUUGGUGACAGAGCUAUGGGAUAACUUCAUAAACCUGAGUUUUCUGAGACUCUUCCGAGCAGCACGUCUCAUUAAACUCUUGAGGCAGGGCGAGACCAUUCGCAUUCUGCUUUGGACCUUUGUUCAGUCAUUUAAGGCUCUGCCGUAUGUGUGCCUGCUCAUUGCAAUUCUGUUCUUCAUCUAUGCCAUCAUUGGCAUGCAGUUGUUUGGGAACUUGCGGCUGGAUGCAGAGGAAGGUAGUGCAAUCAAUGAACACAAUAACUUCAGAACCUUCAUCAUGGCCCUGAUGCUCCUCUUCAGGAGUGCUACAGGCGAGGCAUGGCAUGAGAUCAUGCUGGCAUGUCUCGGAGGAAUGGAGUGUGAUGAAAGCUCUGGGAACGAGGGCUCAGAGUGCGGCAGCAACUUUGCUUAUGCCUACUUUGUCUCUUUCAUCUUUCUCUGUUCUUUCCUGAUGCUGAAUCUCUUUGUGGCCGUCAUCAUGGAUAACUUUGAGUACCUGACCAGGGACUCCUCCAUUCUGGGUCCACAUCAUUUGGAUGAGUAUGUCAGGAUUUGGGCAGAGUAUGAUCCAGCAGCCUGCGGGCGCAUUCAUUAUAAGGAUAUGUACAGUUUAUUGCGGGUUAUCGACCCCCCGCUGGGCUUAGGCAAGAAAUGUCCUCAUAGGGUGGCCUGCAAGAGACUGCUACGCAUGGACCUACCUGUCGCAGAUGACAACACGGUGCAUUUCAACUCCACUUUGAUGGCUUUGAUACGCACAGCUCUGGACAUCAAAAUCGCUAAGGGAGGCGCAGACAAACACCAGAUGGAUGCCGAGCUCCGUAAGGAAAUGAUGUCGAUUUGGCCAAAUCUCUCCCAGAAGAACCUGGAUCUGCUGGUAACACCACACAAGUCAGCAACAGACCUGACAGUGGGCAAGAUCUACGCCGCCAUGAUGAUCAUGGAGUACUACCGGCAGAGCAAGGCCAAAAAGCUGCAGGUGCUUCGUGAGGAGCAGAACCGAACGCCAUUAAUGUUUCAGCGCAUGGAGCCAUCCCCGAACCAGGAAGGGGGACAGGGGGUGAACGGUUUCCCCGAGUUGCCGCAGGAACCUGUCAACAGCCUGCCUCCGGAGGGUGGAAUGAGUGAGAGCCAGUCGUGGGUGACAUCACGAGCCCAGGAAAUGUUCCAGAAGUCUGUUCCAGAAAACUGGAACCCUGAAAGACCGUGUCCUAAUGACCAUCAUGACAGCCGUCACAAUCCACAGACGGUAGAAAUGAGAGAGAUUGGGCCUGUUGGGGACGGUUACUCGGACACUGAGCCCUAUCACCCAAUGGAAGGGCAUGGGCGGACCAUCUCCAUGCCACGCCUCUCAGCAGACAACCAAAGUGUGCGUUCUGCUGCGACCAUCACAGACACAAGUCCAAUGCGCCAUUCUACAUCUUCACUGGUUCACGGACGUUCAGGACGAGGCGUGCGAUUGGACGAUUACUCUCUGGAACGUGUGGUGUCAGAAGAGGGUCACCGACAUGGUCCACGAAGAAGAGAACGGGAUCGAGACCGGGAGAGAGACCGCAGUCACCGCACCUCAGAGAGAUCCCUUGCUCGCUAUACAGAUGCAGACACAGGUCUGGGCACAGAUCUCAGCACCACUACACAAUCAGGUGACCUUCCGACUAAAGAGAGAGAACGAGAAAGGGGUCGAGCAAAAGACCGUCGCCACCACCACCAUCAUCAUCAUCAUCACCACCACAGCUCGGUGGAUAAAGAGCAGUACGGUCAUGAGCGCGACUACCACCGUCAUCCUCACGACAGAACUGAUCGCCACUGGUCCCGCUCACCGAGUGAGGGGAGAGGGCAUAGACAGGGCAGUAGUUCUGUGAGCGGAAGCCCCGUUCCCUCGACGUCGGGGACCAGCACCCCCCGACGUGGUCGCCGGCAGUUGCCCCAGACACCGUCUACACCACGCCCUCAUGUCACCUACUCCCCUGCCGUCCGCAAGCCUCCAUACGGCUCCCCGGGCCAGGGUCGACUCCGUUCCCCUUCCCCGCGACACUUCUCUCCACCGGAUCACGAACCGCCCUACCAUCAUCCACCCUCCCGCCAUGCCUCACCCCAUCAUGGCUCACCCCGGCACGCCUCCCCGCGCUCUCCCAGGCAUGCAUCUCCCAGGUCCCCACGUCAUGGCCGCUGGGGCCCAUUGCCUGACAGCCUGGAGGGCGACGGACCUUUCUAUGAACAGGACUAUGAGUACGAGCGGCACCAUGAGCCGCCUGCCUAUGAGCAGAGUCUAUCACAGGGCAACCCUCACCCUCAUCCACACCCGCAUCCCCGAUCGCCAAGAACUGCUCGUCAAGGGCCUCCCCUGCACCCACGUCGUAUGCCUAAUGGCUACCGUUCCUCCUCGCCCUCCCCGCACCGGCGCGACCCCCACCCAGGCCCACGCCGGCCGCCCCAUGGCCGUGGGCCCCGGAAGGGGUUGCACGAACAGUAUAGCGAGACGGACGAGGAUGAUUGGUGUUAGUGUGCAGGGUGACCAGGAGGGGGCACCACUCAAUUUAUACCAAGAUGUUUAUGCACCACAGCAGGGAGAGAGGGGGCGGAAGGGGAAACGCAGGGCAAAUGCCCCAUUGUGAGACUCUGAGCCUUGGAGCAGCACAUAGAGCUCCCCUACUCCCUCUCUCUCUAACGCUUUCUCCUGCUCUCUGGACUACGUUUCCCAUGCUGCUCAGCAUGCAAGGAAAUGGGAGCGUAUGAACGAGAAAUGGGGUGGUUGCGUUUAGAUGGACUGAACUUUUAAAGAUCAGAGUCGUUGUGUUUAAAUGCUCCACUUCAAACUAAGAAAGACCGAAUGCUUCUUGCCCGAUGGAAAAAAUGAGAAGCAACAUUCUCUGUCAAUCAAAACAAAAACAAAAAAGAAGAAAAAAAAAGGAAUUAUGAAAAAGAAGCCGGAACCCAUUUUCCCCCUCACAUCUAUGCCUCUUGAAAAGACCCAAAAAAUAAAAAGGGAAGAAUAAACAGACAUUGUUAAAGGAAAAAGCAAGUGUUCUUGUGAUCGAGAGCUCUACCUACUGCAAAACCAGCCCCAUGUGCUGGCCGAUAUCGAUGAGUUUUAUCAUCUGCGUUUACUGUUACCAACUCAAGAUGCUGAGUGACUUCAUCACUUGGGGGAGGGGUUAAUCAAAGAGGCGUGGUAUAUAAAAGGACCCAGUGCAGGUGAGGAGGCGGGUGGGUGUGGCACACCGAAACCCCACCCACAAACUGCUAUACGCUCCUGACAAGGAAAAGACCGUGGAAAAAGAAGGAAACGGCAGAUGAGGAAGGGACGGAAAGACUAUUACCUCUUCAGUCUUCAAUUGAUUACUUCUUUUCGAACAUUUGGAGCUUGGUUAUUCUGUUGCAUUUGCUCAGCUUUCUUUGAUAUUUUUGAACUAAAAUCUGAUGGAAACUUGCAUGAUUGAUUUAAAAAAUAUAUAUAUAUAAAUAUAUAUAAAUAUAUGUAUCAGACAGAAGAUUUACUGUGGGAAGGGGGGUGAUAGCUCUCUUUUUUCCAUUCAGUUGGAAGUUCUUUCUCUCGUUUUCUCCCUGUUGCUCUUGCCAUGUCUACAGAUCUUUACGUGCAGAUGGAGUUUAUAGAUAGACGCUACAGCAGACCUUUCUAAAUAGCGAGACAGACCUGAGGGUUUUUUCUAUGUUAUAUCCAUCUGAGGAUCCCAGAUGAUGUUCUGCACUGUUUAUUAUUACUUUGGAUUGCACUAAUUCAGGAUUGCACCUGAAUGGUGAAAUCUCCCUCAUUAUGGCUCUGUCGGCCAUGGCUGCGAACAGAGAGAGAAACGGGGUGAGAGACAUUCUCCUUUCUAAAGGCUUCAUUUGCUAUUGUCAAUAACAAUAGUCUUUUAAUGAUGAAAACUAUCUUAAUGCAAUUGAUGAAGAUAACGGUGAUGCUGAUGAAGAUAGAGGUGAUCAUGUGACUGUUGUCUUGUUUUCGCGAAUUUGUCUGUUGUGGCCAUCUUGUUUCGAACCUUAUUUUCGAUUCCGUUCACCACAAAUUGAAGUCUAUAAGGAUGCGCUCCUGAUAGCAUCCUGAAGUUUACGUACUUGUGACCUCAGCUGAGUAGAAUAUUCCUAUCUGUAGUGAAUAGUUUGGGUCAGAGCUCAAGAAUGUUUUAAAAGAGAGAGUUGGGGCAUUCAGGAUACCCUCGGACAGUUUUUGUGUCAGAGUUUUUCAGACAAAUUCAGGGUCCAUUCCAUAUUUAUUUCUUGACAGAAAAAGAUGGUCACACAACAGUGUGAUCUGAUGAAACCGUUUUAUAGAGGGUCAGUUUUUAACCCCUUGAAUUAUUUCACAGCUAAUGUAGAGUUAGUGCAAGUUAGUAUUUUGAGUGAUGAAUUUUGUUGUUUACUCUUUGUCCAUGUUGUGGUGCUGUUGCGCAGCUUAUACCAGGCUAGACUAUGGACAAACAAUCCCUUAUGAAAAUACGGUCGCCAGAGGGCACUUAAAGAACUUUAGAUUUUGCAGAACUGUCCCCCGAAAGGUGACAAAGCAGGUUUUUUUCCAACAGGAAUUUAUUUGAGAGUUUUGACCUGGGUAGUCUUUGAUCACGUAACUGGAAACAAUUCUUCCACCCUGCCUUCCUGUUCCCUGCCACGGACAGCUUGUUAUGUCUUUGGCUGCCUGCUCAAUCUGAGACCCCCCUCCUUCUGCUCAGGAUACAAUAAUACAGCCAAACAUAUAUCUCACAGGUGUGUAGAGGUGCGGCCUAUUCAGUCUCCCCUACUGUCACUGAACCCGUCCAGCUGACCCCCACCUAUCGGACCAUCUCAAAACAUCAGAAAAGUCAAAUGUUUAUGAAAUCCCAUUCCAACAGGCUUUCCCCUCCAGAAAAUUUUAUUCUCCUAAAUCCUUCAAAAAAAAAAGAGACAUUUGUUGAGAUGCGUUAUGAAUAUAUAUCUAUAAAAUGAUAGUGGGUAGCAUAUCUUUGACUUUUGAUUGCAGACUUUUUGUUUUGCAAAUCGCAGAGUGUUUUUGAAAUUCUAAAGGAGACGUGUGAGAUCUUUUUCUCUUUAGAAAAAGACCAAAAGUCUCAAUUUUAUCUCUAGGAGUAAGUAUUGAGAUGUUAAAGAGAUCUAAUUUCUGAUGUUUCUUUAUGGGAAAGAUGCAAAAAUCAGUAUAUUAUGAAGCCGAAAAGGAUUCAAUAGGUUUUCAACAUAAGCACUCACUUAUUACAGAAUAGCUUAUCACAUUCGUCUAAUCUUGUAGUCAGUUGGGCGGUUCUGUAUUUUCUCAUUUUUCUUAUCUUCAUUCUGUCCCAGAGUCAUGGAAUCCACAAUACUUGUUUUCCUAAAAAAUACAAAUAGUGUCAUUUCAUGUGAUCCCUUCUCCUUACCAACCCAUAUUCAAGACUUUUAGGGAGGAAACCACUGUUUUCUGGGUGUUUGUUGAUGUUUGGCCCACAUUUAUCUACAGCUGGCCCCCAGUUAGCCCCUGGUUUGAUGGCCAUGGGUCUAGAUGAACCUGCAGAGCCACAGUGCCUUCUGUUCUAGUGUCGCACACUAACCCUUCCCCUGCCUCUCUUCCCGCGCCCCUCUAUCUCUCUCUUAAUGUGAUGGACUCACACUACGCCUUAACAAGUCCCCAUGUCUGCGCUGUCUGCUGGGCUUUUUAAAGACAGGGAGGCACGUUUAUAUGCUGAGUUACUCUGAGAGUAAUUAAGGGAAAUGACAACCAAGUUCUGUCAGGGUCUAGGCUUUCUGUCUCUCUUAGCAAUGCUUCCUCAAGUGGAUGGCAGCCAUUUUUUGAUUUGUCUCACCCUGCUCGUUCAGAGAGUUGCAUCGAACAUCGGAGGGAUUGUUCUACUUCUCAGGUCUUGAGCAAAAGGACAGAAAGGCUUGUUUUUGUCAGGCAUGAAUGUUAGCUAGACCUUUUGCAUGGUUAAUAAUAUUAUGCCCAUUUAGAAGUUCUCUUGGUCUUGUAUUCUUUUGCCGAAAACACUUGAAAUGCAGGAAAUUUGCUCCAUUUUAGCUCAAGAUGUGGAUUGAUAGAUUAUUAAUACAACUUGAUUUUUAUUCAUUAUAAAGUGAUAGCAGAAGGUUGUGGUUUUUUAUGGAACAGUUCACCCAAAAAAGAGAAUUCUGUCAUCUUUUACUCACCUUCAUCUCAUUCCAAACCAUUUACAAACUUACUUUCUUCUUUAGAACAGAAAAAGAGAGAUGUUCAAUGAUUAUUCCAGUUGCUUUUUUCAGAGCAGUUAAAAUGAGUAAGAAUGGAGGCUUUUAAGCUUCAAAAAGGUAACAAAAGUUCCAUAUAAGUAGUCCAUGUGAAUAUAUUCCAAGUUUUAUAAGCCAUACAAAAGGUUUGUGUGAGAAACGGACUGAAAUACAAGUUAUUAACUAAAGAUUUUAGAAAUUGGUUGAACCAAUUGACAUAACCUGUCAGAAUGAUUAAUUAACAAAUUAGAAAGAUCCUAGAAAGGCUUAAAUUUGGCAUGAAGAGUAAAUUGCAAUUACUUUUUAUUUUCUAUUGUGAUGCAUAUACAAAUAAAACAUAUUGAAGUGGAAAAAAAUGCAUGUUUUUCCAAUCAAGAAUUG